AUGCCUGGAGAUCCUGAAAUUUGGGAGGUCAGUGAUGAUUCCUCCACAUCGGGAACCGAUACGGAGAACGAUUCAUUUCAUUCUUUCGACAGACCUCGCAGUAACUUGAAUGCACCUUCUGUGAAAACCCAAGAAGAUGCAUUUGUGAAAUUGAAAACAAAUCUCCGGGGUCAUUUUGACAAUAUAGGUAUUGGUACUUCAUUCUCCCAUCAAGGUAUCUUUCCGAACGCACCCAAUCCAGGAAUUUUUCUUCACGGCUAUGGUACAAUUGGAUUCCCACUCACUGAGCAUGACUUCGAAAGAAUAAUGGCAGCAAGCGAUUUGAAAUCUGGCGAGUCCCCUGGAGAUACAAUUACUCCUUCUCAUGUAUAUACCAUUCCCGGCAACAAGAUAUCUACGAGAAACCCCGCUUGGACAUCAGUGGUUCAAUCGAUAGUAGAAAAGGCGAAGGUUGGGCUGGGAUUGGAGGAUAAGAGUGCUCAUGCAGAGCUGUGUGCUCUCGUGUAUCACUCACCUGGAAGUACAGCAGAGAUGAUCAACUCAGUCCGGAUACCAUCCAGACACAACUUUGGAAUAUUAGACAUCAUUCUACCAUCUGCCAGAGGAAGCGAAAAGUUCAUUCUUGAACACAAUGGGAAGAAAGUCCAAUUUCAGAACAACGGAUAUGUAUCGGUGAAGAUUACACCAUUAUCCUCAGACCAUCGCCUUAUCCUCAGGUAUGAUCUUCAGCAUACCCUACCAGGAGAGACUAGCUCUGCUACAGCUUUAGAAACUUCAUUAUCUAAUCUACAGAACAUGUUGGAACCCUGGACAGAAGACGGCAUGUUAGUUCCAGGAAACGUACUGGGAUAUGUGCUUUCAGAAGCCGACCAAUCUGAUAUUUCCCUUCACAAGCUCCACGGAAAGGAUCGUCUUAUUGUCCAUCAGCUCAAGGAAGUUUGCGCAAGAAGCAAUUUUGAGCUCUACUUGGCAACGCUACAGAAAGAAGCCAGUGGCCCAACUGAAUCUUCUGGACAUGACUAUUAUGGUUAUGAUGAAUCAGUCGACGAAAGUCACGUCAUGGUGGAAGUUGAGGAGGAAUCAUUACAUCUCACCAAGCUUGUGAAUCUCGACGGUGAGGCGCUACGUGCAGACUGUGGACUUUUUGAUGAAAAAAACCUCAUCAAUGAUGACGAUCCUUUUGACGGUGCCUGCACAGAUUCAGAGAACUACGACGAUGAAUACAUGACAAAAUAUUACGGUGCUCCUAUGGUAGUCCUCAUACCUCGAGCUUCUCGAUUCCGUUUCAUAUUAGGCGAAUUAGGUAAAUGGGACAGUGACAGAAACGAAUGUGUCCUCAAGUAUAUGGCAGAUUUGGGGGAAAUCGCUUCCGAAUCUUCUGCCGCUGACCGGGAAGAAACGAAAAAAGUAUGCGAAAUGGUACUUGCGAAAAGCGAAAGCUGUUGGCCGACUAAUGUCCUGUCGGGAUUCUCGCAUAGGGUAUAUCUCUUGGUAAUCAGCUCGAUAAUAGACCUUGAUGACAAAGUUCUUCUUGAACGCACGUUACCAACUUGCUUCUCAGGUCCUGAAUAUCAGCCGUUACUAGCUAAAUUGAGGGAGAGAAAGGGGCAUCUAUGGAUACUGGCUAGUAUUGGAGCCGAAUCAUAUAUUUCUACGAUCACAACUCUCGAUAAUCGGUGCAAAGCGAUUGAAAAUCUAUCUCAAUAUCAAGUGGAGACUGAUUGGUCUUCCAAGCAAUAUGAACUAGCAUUAUCGACAUGUGCGCAAUAUCUGAGUGUAUCCGAUGUGACACAAUUGAUUCAACUAGCAAGAGUAUUGUCUGAGAAACAGAUCAUUGAAGUUUUUCUCCCAGCCAUCGGACCGUGUCUGAAUAAGCAACAAAUGCUGUGCUCAAUCUUGACGCAUAUCUCAAGAAGUCUUUCAUUAAGCGAGCGCACACCGCAGCCACUCGAUCUAGUGUUUAAAGAAAUAUUAUCAACUAAUAUUGGUAGAUUGGACAUAUUGAAUCUCAGAGACUGGCCGGACGACAUUCCCUCAGCAGAAGGCGAGGCUGGCUACCAUGCCAGCUACCCGCUAGUUAGAACGUGGCAACAGCGGAAGUACCGGAGUACAGCCCUCGUUGUUUGUCGGGCUUACCAAAAAGAGAUGUUCCUCGAGCUCGAGCAUCUCUUCAGAGGACUUUGCGACCAAGCUCAAUCUGUGAAAUGGGCAUCUUUUAAUGAUACAUUCAUGCCAUUCCUCGAAGCUCUGGCUAAUUCCAUACGCAAUGUUAUCCCAACCGCAUUCAAGGCGCCAUUAUUCAAGCAAUUGUUUCAGACCAUUGUCAGCUCGUAUUUCAUACGUUAUCAUGCAGAAAAACCUGUCAAGCCCGUAAGAUGGACUCGCGACAUUCGAGGAUGCAACUCGAACUGCCCAGACUGCAAAUUACUAGAUGAAGUUUUAUUAGACCCUACUAGACAAAAGUACGUGUUCUAUUUAAACGAACAAAGAAGACAGCAUUUGGAAACACGACUUUCCUCAGAUGUCCAGAAUGGGCUCAUCAAGACUUCUAUUGUUAAAGAUCGUAGCCCGCAUGGUUUGGUGAUGGAAAAGACUCGCGAUGUUUUUGCCCACAAAUUACGCACUUGGUCCCUGGCAGCAAAAGAAUCAAUGCUACGUAUCGAAAUGCUGGGUGGAGACGUAAUAGAAAUCUUGUCAGAGGAGCAUUACGAAACGCCAUUAUCCGGUAUGUCAAAAGCAUCCGAUGUUAAUAUUCAGCAGGCCAAGAAUGACAUUGCUAAAAUCACAUCUAAACACCGAGCCACCUUAGAAGUCCAAAAGUCUUCUUCAUCCGAGAAUCUGACUUCCUCCAGCGGUAAUACGAUUAGUGGUAUUGGCAUGGGCGAGAAGAGAGGCUUCUCUUCAGAUGUUUCCGCCACCAGUGGAAAUCCUGUAUCUGAUGGAACACAAGCAAAGCGACUUCCAACAUGGAAUCAAUGGCGAGAGCCCACCAAGUAA
Botrytis fragariae is the source of this 2997-nucleotide messenger RNA. RefSeq lists its product as uncharacterized. The transcript has 7 exons. Lineage: Eukaryota; Fungi; Ascomycota; Leotiomycetes; Helotiales; Sclerotiniaceae. The coding region runs from base 1 to 2997 and encodes 998 amino acids. The record is from RefSeq and is a predicted model, not a curated record.